Coccomyxa subellipsoidea C-169 is the source of this 1027-nucleotide messenger RNA. RefSeq lists its product as hypothetical. The transcript is spliced from 6 exons. The coding region runs from base 242 to 1027 and encodes 261 amino acids. Lineage: Eukaryota; Viridiplantae; Chlorophyta; Trebouxiophyceae; Coccomyxaceae. Gene Ontology annotation, biological process: protein folding; protein peptidyl-prolyl isomerization. The record is from RefSeq and is a predicted model, not a curated record. Gene Ontology annotation, molecular function: peptidyl-prolyl cis-trans isomerase activity.
AGAAAAGACACGCGGAAAUAAAACGAAGUUUGCUGCAGAUUGCUUGACAGUAUCUGUUGUUUCACUACAAUGUCAGACGUGGAGUGGGGAUGCUGUAAAAUGAUCAGGCAAUAAGUUGCUGUUGCUGUGAGACAAAACUCGCAUGAACGCAAAUUUUCAGACGAAAAGAUUCCAGAUUUACUGCCCCAAAAUUAAUACGCUUUUCCUGACUAAAUCCUUGGUCUGAGCAAUUCCCAGCACAAUGGCUCUAGAAACCGAGAAGAGAAACCUCCUCAUUUUUUUCGGUGUGCUAGCUUGCAUCCUGAUAGGUACACAGAUCUUCAGCUACAACAAGCUGACGAGUAAACCCAGCAUCAGAGAAACGAGCCUCACAGGUAACUUUGGAGAGACUGACCAGCUCACGACCAAAGAUGGCCCGUCGCAGCAGGCUCAGCAAGUUGGGGGACAACCCGCACCCCUGAAAACAGCAACCAAGGACAGUGAAAGCACAGUGGCUGGCGUCAAACGCGCAAGGGUCUUCUUUGAUAUUGCGCCUUUCGGCGAUCACCAGGGCGGAAGGAUUGUAUUUGAGCUAUACAAUGAUAUCACAGCAGCCACUGCGGAGAACUUUAGGCAGCUGGCCACUUGUGAGCAUGGCGUUGGGACCAAUGGAAAGCCUCUUUGCUACAAGGGAAGCACAUUCCACCGCAUCAUUCCCAAUUUCAUGAUCCAAGGAGGGGACUUCACAAAGGGGGAUGGCACGGGCGGAGAGAGCAUAUACGGCUCAAAGUUUGAUGACGAGAACUUCAAGAUGAAGCACACAGAGCCUGGCACCCUGAGCAUGGCAAAUGCCGGCAAAAACACCAACGGCUCACAGUUCUUCAUCACAACUGUGGCGACGCCCCAUCUGGAUGGCAAGCAUGUGGUGUUUGGGCGUGUCAUAGAGGGAAUGGACUUGGUGCAUGAGAUUGAGUCUGUGGGCGACAGCAGCGGCAAACCACGCGUACCUGUCACCAUAGCUGACAGUGGAGAGCUGACUGGCUUCUGA